UCGCUGGAGCUGUUAAGAACUCUAAAAACUAGGAACAAUGGCGGAAAAUGUGGUAAUUGAUUUCCAAUUGAACAAAGCGGAGUGGGAGAACAAUAAGGAAAUUCAAAUAUUCCAAGAAUAUCUUCGAAUUCCCACCGUGCAUCCAAACAUCGAUUUCACUGCUUGCUUGGAAUUCCUAAAACGUCAAGCAGCAGAUCUUGGACUGUCUGUGGAUGUGGUUUAUCCUGGCAACGAGAAGAAUCCCGUGUUGAUUAUGAAAUGGGAAGGCAGCCAGCCCGAGCUGCCUUCGAUCAUACUCAACUCGCACAUGGAUGUGGUGCCCGUUUAUCCCGAGAAGUGGACACACGAUCCUUUUAGUGCUUACUUGGACGACGAUGGCUGCAUUUAUGCUCGAGGUGCACAGGACACCAAGGAGAUUGGCACUCAAUAUUUGGGCGCAAUUCGUGCUCUCAAGGCAACUGGCUUCCAGCCAAAGCGUACUGUGUAUGUGACCUUUGUGCCCGAUGAAGAAGUGGGAGGUUAUCUUGGCAUGCGUGAGUUUGUCAAGACGGAUUACUUUAAGAAGAUGAAUGUAGCAUUCAGCUUGGACGAAGGAUCGCCCAGCAGGAAUGAGGUGUACAAUCUUUACUAUGCAGAGCGAACUGCGUGGCCCAUUCGCUUCGAGAUCAGCGGCGCUUCGGGACAUGGCUCAAUGCUGUUUCCCAAUACAGCUGGCGAAAAGUUCCAAUACAUAUUGUCAAAGAUGAACGAGUUCCGCAAUUCACAGGUCAAGUUGCUAAAAGACAAUCCCAAGCUGAUGAUUGGCGAUGUAACCACAGUGAAUCUGACUAAAGUUAGCGGUGGAGUUCAGAAUAAUGUCGUUCCUCCAAAGCUGGAAGCAGUCUUUGAUUUGCGCAUUGCUGUUACACAGGAUGCAGCUGCUUUGGAGCAACAAUUCCGUGAUUGGUGUGUCGAAGCAGGCGGCGGCAUUGAGAUUGUCUUUGAACGCAAAGAUGAUUUCUCGCCAGCCACAAAUAUUGAGGCAACGAAUCCAUUCUGGACAGCCUUUCAACAGGGUUUGGCUGAGCUCAAUAUCAAAGUCAAACCAAGUGUGUGUCCUGGCGUCACAGACAGUCGCUAUCUGCGUACCAAAGGAGUUUCGGCGCUUGGCUUCUCGCCAUUGAACAACAACACAACAGUGCGUAUACAUGAUCACGAUGAGUACAUACGAGCAGACGUGUAUCUAUAUGGCAUCGAGGUCUAUAAGAAAGUUAUCCCAGCUGUUACAAGUGUUUAAGGCAACAUAAUUUAUGUGAUUUUUAUGCUCAAUAAACAAAUU
Messenger RNA from Drosophila albomicans, 1318 nucleotides. Its product is annotated as aminoacylase-1-like. Bases 38 to 1276 code for a protein of 412 amino acids. The transcript is spliced from 4 exons. Lineage: Eukaryota; Metazoa; Arthropoda; Insecta; Diptera; Drosophilidae. Gene Ontology annotation, cellular component: cytoplasm. The record is from RefSeq and is a predicted model, not a curated record. Gene Ontology annotation, biological process: amino acid metabolic process. Gene Ontology annotation, molecular function: aminoacylase activity.